AUGGAAGCUGGCGGAUUUGAGUACCUUUUGCAGGAGUUUCCGCCGGACUUCGAGCGCGUCAAGCAUCUUUGCAAGACCAUACGAGGCGUACUGUUUCCUUACGGGAAGGAAGGACUUAUUGUUGGAACGCCUCAGGACCCAAAAAGGUUAUAUGAUCCUAUUAUUAAAGCGUAUGAUGAUAUGAUAGCUCUGAUUGAAACCUAA
Molecule: messenger RNA, 204 nt
Organism: Paracoccidioides brasiliensis Pb18
Exons: 1
Coding region: 1-204 (67 amino acids)
Source: RefSeq, a predicted model, not a curated record